This is a messenger RNA of Penicillium diatomitis, 348 nucleotides long. RefSeq lists its product as uncharacterized. Lineage: Eukaryota; Fungi; Ascomycota; Eurotiomycetes; Eurotiales; Aspergillaceae. The record is from RefSeq and is a predicted model, not a curated record. The coding region runs from base 1 to 348 and encodes 115 amino acids. The transcript has a single exon.
AUGAGCACCUCCACCAGCAUCCCUGAUCGCUACAAGCUCAUAUUCUACGUGCCCCUGGAACACCUUGAGCAGUGCAAGGAAGCCGUGUUCGCCGUGGGCGCUGGGUGCUUCCCAGGCGGCAAGUACAGCAAGUGCUGCUUUCAGACUCAAGGGCAAGGUCAGUUCCUGCCCAGCGAUGGCGCCAAUCCGGCCAUCGGUGCAGUUGGCCAGCUGGAACAAGUCGAGGAGAUGAAGGUGGAGGUGAUGUGUGUCGGUCGGUCCGUCAUGCUGGAUGCGGUGCGGGAGCUGAUCAAGGCGCAUCCCUAUGAAGAAGUUGCCUAUGAGGUUUAUCGCAUGGAGGAUGUAUAG